This is a messenger RNA of Diospyros lotus (date-plum), 2270 nucleotides long. Its product is annotated as zinc finger BED domain-containing protein RICESLEEPER 3-like. The transcript is spliced from 3 exons. Bases 1228 to 2190 code for a protein of 320 amino acids. Gene Ontology annotation, molecular function: protein dimerization activity; DNA binding. Lineage: Eukaryota; Viridiplantae; Streptophyta; Magnoliopsida; Ericales; Ebenaceae. The record is from RefSeq and is a predicted model, not a curated record.
CCUCGCCCUCUCUCGCUCACUGCCUCGCUCACGCUGCCUGCCUCUAUUGCCUAGCUAAAGCAAGGUAAGUUAAGUUUUUUUUUGUUAAUUAUUUGCCUACCUAAAGUUUUGUGUUAAUUAUUUAAAAUGAAUUAUUUUAAUUAUUUACAGUGAGGAUUCUUCUGUUUGAAAUUUAGAAUGGAUGGUGAUGAUCAAAUUUCGAGAGGAAUCCCUAGUAAUGUUAAUGAGGAAUUCAUCUCACAAUCACAAUCAAAAAAGCCUAAGAUUUUAACCUCUGAUGUGUGGAACCAUUUUGUGAAAAUUGGUGUUGGUAGUGAUGGCAAACCAAGGUGUAAAUGCAAGGGGUGUGGUAAAGAAUAUUCAUGUCCAUCUAAAUCAGGAACCUCUCAUUUAAGUCGUCAUAUUCCUAAAUGUAUGAUGAUUUCUAAGUAUAAUGAUGCGGGAGAUAUGCUUAUUGAUUAUGAAGGAAAGUUGAAGAGAAAAAAAUUUGACCCUAAAGUAAAUCGUGAACUUAUUGCUCAGAUGAUUAUUUCACAUGGUGCUCCCUUUAAUAUGGUUGAGUGGAAGGGGUUUAGAAAUUACCAAAAGUUUCUGAAUGAACAUUGUAAGUUCAUUUGUAGAAAUACUGUUAAAGCGGAUGUCUUGAGAAUAUAUGAAAUAGAGAAAGAGAAGUUAAAAUAACAAUUGGCCCAAAUUCCUAGUAGAGUUUGUUUGACUUCUGAUGUUUGGACUGCAUGCACUAAUCAUGGAUUUAUUUCUCUUACUGUUCAUUAUGUUGAUGGCAAUUGGAAGUUAAAUAGUAAGAUAUUGUCAUUUGCUCAUAUGAAGCCACCACAUAGUGGACAUGAAUUAUCAUUGAAGGUGUUGGAAUUUUUAAAGGAUUGGGGAUUGGAGAAAAUUUUUUUUUCCCUCACUUUGGACAAUGCCACUUCAAAUGACAACAUGCAAAAUAUAUUGAAAGAACAUUUAAAUUUGUCGAAUACUUUGUUGCUUAAUGGAGAGUUCUUUCACAUUAGAUGUUGUGCUCAUAUACUGAACCUUAUUGUUCAAGAUGGUUUGAAGGUAGCUAGUGAGGCAUUGCAUAAAAUAAGACAAAGUGUUCAUUAUGUGAGGGGUUCAGAAGCUAGGAUGAGACAAUUUUAUCAAUGUAUUGAGCAAGUUGGUGGAAUUGAUACAUGAAUUGGGUUGAGACCGGAUGUUGUCACUAGAUGGAACUCCACCUACAUAAUGCUUGAGAGUGCACUCAAGUAUCGUCGUGCAUUUCAUAGUUUAAGCUUAUGUGAUAAAAAUUAUAGGUGGUGUCUAUCAAGUGAUGAGUGGACAAGAGGGGAGAUAAUUUGUGAAUUCUUGAAGCCAUUUUAUAUUAUCACUAAUUUGAUUUCUGGAUCCUCUUACCCUAUAUCUAAUUUGUAUUUUGGGGAAAUUUGGAGGAUAGUGUGUCUCUUGAUAUCCAACUUGGAAAAUGAUGAUGAGUUGAUUGCAAGUAUGAGUGCAAGGAUGAAAGAAAAAUUUGAUAAGUAUUGGAGUGAUUAUAGAGUGGUUCUUGCAUUUGGGGCAAUUCUUGAUCCAACCAAGAAGUUUAACUUUUUGAGGUACACUUAUUCAAAGCUCAAUCCUUAUAACUAUGAAGAGAAGUUGGAAAGGGUGAAGACGGCUUUGUAUAGGCUUUAUGGUGAAUAUGUUAACAAUGGUUUAUCAAGUUCAAGUUCAAUGCCUUCCUCAAAUGUUAGUGGAUCACAAAUUUCCAUUGGAGGUGAACAAGCAAAGAAGUCAAAAAAUAUAUAUGAUGAUUUUGAAGCAUUUGAUUGCCAAGUUUCUAACGAUGCCGGAAAAUCCCAACUUGAUCUUUAUUUGGAAGAGCCAAGGAUUCCAAUAUCGGGAGCAUUUGAUGUCUUGGCAUAUUGGAGAGAGCGAGCUAAUAGAGGGAAAAUUAUUGCAAAGAUGGCUUAUGAUAUAUUGAGUAUUCCAAUAACAACCGUAUCAUCGGAGUCCGCUUUUAGCAUUGGAUCUCGUAUUUUGAACAAGUAUAGAAGUCGUUUGCAUGAUGAAACAGUUCAAGCUCUCUUGUGCACACAAAGUUGGUUACAUGGUUUUGGAGAUGAUGAGGAGGAGGAGGAGUCAAGCAUUGAUGAUAUAAGACUUUCUAAACAAGACUCAAAUGUUGUUGUUGAUGAAGAGGAUGAAGAUUAGAGGCAUAAUUUUUAAUUGUUUUUUUUUUCUUAUUUGUAAUUUGGCCUCCAGAAAUGACUUUUUGAGCAGGUUGUUUUUCU